Pseudonaja textilis is the source of this 2366-nucleotide messenger RNA. RefSeq names its product chromosome 7 C21orf140 homolog (gene C7H21orf140). The record is from RefSeq and is a predicted model, not a curated record. Lineage: Eukaryota; Metazoa; Chordata; Lepidosauria; Squamata; Elapidae.
AUUCAAGAAUGUUGUUGACCAUUUUCUUGGUAACUAUAGAGCAUCAAGCUACAUUCACACGGUUGACAAACAUCUUACAGCAUGCAAGACCAUUUAGUGCAACAUGUUAUUGAAGAUUCAUUUUCUGCAUUCACACUUGGAUUUCUUACUAGAGGCUAUCAGUGACAAGCUUGUUGAAAGGUUUCACCAGGACAUUGCCACAAAGGAAAAAUGAUAUUGGGGCAACAGGAAUCCAUCAAUGCUGGCUGAUCAUUGUUGGACACUGCAGCAAGAUGCAUUGGAGAUUGAAUAGAAAUGAAAUUCAGCAGCAAAACACUUUUAGCUCUGUUGAACUCAUGCACCAUGUCAAAAACUUUACGUGAUUAAAUACAUUAUUGUCAUUCAAAGUUGAUUUCAUAUUUUUCAAGAUUCCUGUGUGAUAUAGUCAUUCUCUCUGGCCGCACAAACAGAUCUUCACACUGCUCAUCAUUGAUAAUGUACUGUAUCUGAUCUAUUGACCCACAAAAAUGCCCUCCUUAAUCUUGGCAUCAAUUAUUCUUGAAAACAUUUGUCCCAAAUAACAAAAACUUUUGUUUUUCAUCAAUCCAAGAUUUAUGUGAGCAGAAGCAAAAAUGUCUUUGUCACAUCAUCAAAUGGUUCAUGUGCCAUGUUUCUUCUGUCCCAGAACCAAAUUCUUUUGGGGAGGCCAUUUUUAAAAAAAUAUGUGACUCUCUUGCAUGUUUGUUCCAUUCGUCUAUGCAACAACAGUACUUGGUAUAUGCAAGUUGCAUUCUAUGCAGCAGAGCCACUACCUUUAGACCUCCAUAGAUAUUCUAGUUAUACUUGGUGUAUUGGAUGUGCUUUUACAGUAGUUCCAUGUUUUUGUAUAUUUCUUUCAUGCGUGCAGCAUAGCCAACAGUUACUGAAAGGUGUAUAUUGUCAUUGUGUAAAAAUAGGCAGAAGACUUCUAUAGAACAGUACAUGAUAAAUUAUAGGUUGCUUUCAUAAUUAGCAGCCAUAAACCUAUUACACCGAAAAGUGUUCAGGAAGCAAAAUCCUUAUUGUCCAGCAUUAUUUAUCCAUGACACAUGAAUGCAUAAUUCAACUUUUGUUUCACUUUUUUUUCUUUUGAUGACCCUUUAAUCCCUUUAUUCAGUGUGGAGUUGGGGCAACUGAAUGGAGGUGAGCCUUUAUUGGCCGGAUGCCCUUCCUGACGCCUUUAGGUUUUUUUUUCUUCCAGUAUUACUAAGAAAUACAGGCAGUGAUAUCCAUUAUGAGAUCAUCAAUAUCCCUGGGCAUCAUUAGAAUUUUCUGUGCAGUUCAAUUUUGCUAGGAAAUCCAUGAUGCAGCGCAUUGUAAAUCCACUAUUAAAACACAUUAUUCAUCGGAGUUCCCACGACGCUACAUCAAGAAAACUAUGUCUGCAAUAUUUAAAAAAUUUAAGAACUCUGCACCUUAACGACUACAAGACUAUAUUUUUAGGUGAAACUGAUCUUUCUGAAAGUCUCGUAACAGGAGACAAGUUUCCUUAUGAAGAUAAUCUCAACUGGCCUAUAUGGACAGUUGUACAUGCUGGCAACAGCCAAGGAUGGGUACCCUGGAGAUACAGAGUAUAUCUAAGGGAUGAUUUACCCUUAGGGCAGCAGGACGACAUGUUUCAGGAAUUCUGUGACUUUCUCUCUAUUACUUAUGGGAAGUGUGCCAUUGUGGUCAAAGAGAAAAAACGCUUAAGGGUGAAGACUGAAGCAUUUAACCAGGAAGGGGACAUAAUCGAUCCUCAGGCCAUUUCUCACCCCUACUUGUUGAACAUCAAACAAUGCCCUGAAAUUGCCAAGGCUACAGGUCACGAACUUCUUUCAGUGCCUUUUGAUUACAACUACUUGCAUCCUAUGGAUGCUGUCUGGUCAUCUUUGAAAUGGUUUAUUAUCAAUAACCGAAAAGACUUUUCUCUGACAUCCUUGGAAAGGACCUAUUCAUACCAGUGCAUCCUCUUCAGUGACCUGAUUGGGAAAGGAAUAGAGAAAACAAGCCCAACCAAAUGGAAAGUGGCUGUUAACAAAGUGCGGAGAUGGGAAAAUUACUAUUUGGAUAAGUUUUCCUGACAGCUUCCAGACAUUUGUCAAGUGAUCUUUGGUUGAAAACUGGCUAAUUCAUAUAUUAAACGUGCAUUUUCACUUUAUAAUUCUAGGUCAAUGAUAAUAAUAAAAAAUAGUUUUAAAAAAACUUUUAGUGUUAUAGUAUUAGAGUCACAUGCCAUUUAAGUAGAUUAAUUUAAUUUUGUCAUUAUGUGGACAAACAGCUAUUUGUAAAUAUGUAGAUACUUUGAGGAUAGGAAAAAAGAAAAAUAAGAACAGUUAUUAAGAAAUUAAUAUUUCUUAAAUCAAAUU